AAUCUCAUAUUGCUUUUUUAAAAAAAUAGAAUUUUCCUGUUUGGCGAAAAUUAUUUGUCAGCAGGAAGAACAUAACAGCCGAUAUUAUUGAGAAUAACGGACCGAGAAUUUUCGUCAAGACGGCGUCCAUCGCAACGCUGGAGGCUCCAACCGAUCUACAAAAGAAACCAGGAUCGGGGAAAGCUUUUGACAUGCAGAAUAGAGAUCCAAACACUCUCAACGAAUAUCUUCAGGUGGAGUUCGAUGAUGUCAUAGCGGAGCCCGAAGGUACCUACUCCGUCGAUUGCGUUUGGAAAAGCUCCAACCGCCUGUUCACCUGCUCCAAGAAUUGCUGCUAUAAGACCCUCACUCUGAUUUGCGGCCUACCCAUCGCCUUCAUUUCAGGCUGCACAUUCGCAUGUUUGUCGUUCCAGCACAUCUGGUGUGUUUCCCCCGCUCUGCGUCAGUGCCGCAUCAAUUGCUACAUGGUGCGACAGUACCUCACCUCGAUCCUCGACUCGUGCCUCGGACCCUGUUGCAGCGAAAUGGGACUCUGUCUGAGCAGAAUCCGUAUUGGCAAAUACCAACUCACUUCUAAUGAAGUGGUGUAAGGUUGGAUGUCUGGUCUCCUGCUUUGCAAUAGUUCCAUAUAUUCGCAUUUUGUCAUUUUAAUAUCAAUUUUUUAAAUGUGUUAUGGUGUGUAUAGUUUUACAUGCUGUGCUUACGUGUGUAUAACUUUAGUGCUUACAUGUGUAAAAAAAUUU
Messenger RNA from Argiope bruennichi, 743 nucleotides. RefSeq names its product caveolin-2-like. Gene Ontology annotation, molecular function: molecular adaptor activity. Gene Ontology annotation, biological process: caveola assembly. Gene Ontology annotation, cellular component: caveola. Lineage: Eukaryota; Metazoa; Arthropoda; Arachnida; Araneae; Araneidae. Bases 192 to 590 code for a protein of 132 amino acids. The record is from RefSeq and is a predicted model, not a curated record. The transcript is spliced from 2 exons.